Messenger RNA from Heteronotia binoei (common prickly gecko), 939 nucleotides. RefSeq names its product olfactory receptor 6C4-like. Lineage: Eukaryota; Metazoa; Chordata; Lepidosauria; Squamata; Gekkonidae. The record is from RefSeq and is a predicted model, not a curated record. The transcript has a single exon. Gene Ontology annotation, molecular function: G protein-coupled receptor activity; olfactory receptor activity. Bases 1 to 939 code for a protein of 312 amino acids. Gene Ontology annotation, biological process: G protein-coupled receptor signaling pathway. Gene Ontology annotation, cellular component: membrane.
AUGGAAAAUCAAACCAUCACAAGAGAAUUCAUCCUUCUGGGAUUUGGAGAUCUCCAGGAAUUUCUGCAGAUUCUGCUCUUCUUCCUGUUCUUCAUCAUUUAUGUCAUGACCAUAUCUGGGAACAUCCUCAUAAUCCUCCUUGUUGUGACUGAUCCACACCUUCACACCUCCAUGUACUUCUUUCUGGGGAAUCUUUCUUUCUUAGAGGUCUGCUACACUUCCACCAUAUGGCCAAGAAUGCUGGCUAGUUUCGUGACUGGGAACAGAGCCGUUCCUGUUCAUGCCUGCAUUACACAAUUUUGGGUCUUUGGGUCUUUGGCAGCAACAGAAUGCUAUCUCUUUUCAGCAAUGUCUUAUGAUCGCUAUGUUGCAAUAUGCAAACCCCUGCAUUACAUGACUAUUAUGAAUAACAAGGUUUGUCUCUUCCUGGUGGCUGCCUCUUGGUUUUGGGGCUUUGUGGAAAACACAGUACUGAUAGUCUUUGUGUUUCAGUUAACUUUCUGUGGCCAUAAUGAAAUAGAGCAUUUCUUUUGUGAUUACACACCAAUCAUACAGCUUUCCUGUACUGACACAUACAAGGCACAGCUCGCAUUAACAGUUCUGGCAUCUGUCUGCACUUUCCCAGCAUUCAUGUUCACCAUAGCAUCAUAUGUUUGCAUCAUUAUGACCAUUCUGAAAAUCCCUUCAAAGACUGGAAGGAAAAAGGCCUUCUCUACUUGCUCUUCUCACCUUGUGGUUGUUUCAGUUUUCUAUGGGACAAUCAUUAUUGUCUAUGUCCUACCCAAAACAGAAAUGCUGAAAGAACUGAACAAAGUAUUCUCUGUUUUCUACACAGUCCUAACACCCCUCAUUAACCCUCUUAUAUACAGCCUGAGAAACAAAGAAGUAAAGAUGGCCUGGAGGAGAACUCUGAGCAAACACAAGACACAGCUAGGUUAG